UGCUUUGUAUAUUUCAUGCCAUACACUGAAACAGUCAUAACAUGUGUUUAUCCGCCAAAGAAAUGUCCCGAAUGAUUCCGAUACGCGGAAAAAUCAGCCAAGCUAAUUAACGCCUGGCCUCAUAUUUAGCGCUGUAAUGUCGCCGCCAUGACCCGCCUUGACAAUUCCCCCGCGGGUGGAACGCGUUUACUUUUACCUUGUAUCACUGAUACAACUAUUAAUUAUCAUUAUUGAUAACUGAAAGAGUGAGAAAGAUGGAGAAAGAUCCCUAGAGAUGGAUUCCCCAGAAGACCCGUACAUCGCCCCCCUCGCGUCUGGUGAAUUAGAGAUCAACAGGGUGGAUUUGGGUAAAGUCGGGCUCAAGAUGGAGGAAAUGGUGCCGCUGGAUUUGUCGGACGAACCCAGAAAGCCGUCAAGACUAAGAUUGUUUAAGUGCCCAGUUAUUGGACUGAAGAUGCUCUUACUCGCUGAAAUGUCUGUGGUGUUAUUUUUCAAUUUUGCAUCUUUUAGUAUUCUUGCGACUUUCUUCCCAAAUGUGGCCCUUGACCGCGGCGCUGACCGUACGCAGAUUGGUUUAAUUUUUGGAGCGUACCCCGCCAUUGCGUUCCCUGCAUCGCUUGUGUACGGCGCUUUGAUCCCUCUCAUCGGUACUGAGAAGCUGCUUCUUGCGGGGAUAUUUACUAAUGGCAUUACCGUUGUACUAUUUGGGUUCGUUCCCUUGGCGACUUCAGCACGCUUGUUCAUCAGCAUGUGCUUCUUACUGCGAGUCCUGGCCGCGAUAGGAGGGGCAGCGUGCGAGACGACAGUCAGAGCCAUCGUGCUGACGGAGUUCAGCGACAACGUGGGCUUUUCUAUGGGUUUGCUAUCUACUUCCACCCAGCUAGGCUUCACCGUAGGCCCCUUCCUUGGGGGGAUAUUAUACUCGCUUGGCGGAUUCAUGCUGCCGUUCGCUGUGAUCGGAGGACUUCUCCUCGCUCUACUGUUUCUUGUGUGCUACGCUUUGCCUAAACAAACGGCAGAUCCUUCAAACCUCGAGAAAGGUCCUAUGACACAAGCUCUUACUAUACCGGGGGUUUUAUUAAUGGGUAUGGCUAUUAAUGUUAAUAUUAUCGGGCUGGCAUUCCUGGACCCGACACUAGCACCACAUGUUUUUUCGAUCGACCCAAGUAUGGCCACCGCAAUCGUCGGUCUGAUCUUCCUGAUCAGCGGUUUGUCCGCGGCUGCGCUCUCACCUGUUGUCGGUACUCUGUGUGACAAAAAGGGGUGUUUCUCGGAAUCUGUCAUAUUUGGUCUUGUCAUUUGCGGCAUUUCGUUGCUUUUAGUUGGACCGUCUCCCGCCUUCAAUUUGUUCCUUCCGAGUGCUAUUUGGCUCGUGUGCAUCGCGAAUGUCCUGAACGGCGCGUCUACAGCUUUUGUGAUUGCUCCUUCAGUCAGCGUCAUGUCCGAUCACGUCAGUGCUGCCGGCAUGCCGGACGACAUCGCUACCAAUGGAGCAGUGUCAGGGAUCGUUACGGCCGCGUUGAAUUGCGGGUCGUUUCUCGGUGCUUUCGGAGGCGGUGUAUUGAAUGACUGGCUUUCUUUCUCCACCGCAGCCACUGUCGUUGCUGUUCUUCAAUUCUUACAGGCUGUCUCGAUUUGGCUUUUCAAUUUCUUCUGGAGGUAAGAUUAACCCGCUGGGUGACAGCCUAAUCUUUUCUAUAGUAACGGGUUAUAACACUUAGUGUAACACUUAGACGCCAAAGGUGAGGCAAGUCAUAUUUGAUGAUUUCUAUAAAGCCGGGUGAAAAUGUGUGUUAAGGGUUGACAAAAUAGUCCCUGCUAUUUGGAUUUGUAGCAGACCUAGAAAUAUUGAGGGGGGAGGGGGGGCACGAUACAGAAACAUUUAGAAAAUAUUGGGGGCACAGCUAUGUCCCUAUUGGUCCUUAUAACUUUUGAAAAUAUGGGGGCACAUGCUCCUAUUACCCCACCUAUGGCCCUGCAUUACUUGGAAGGUGCUUAUUCGAAAUAAUAAAAAUGAGAUAAAAAUACUAUCGAUUGUUUCUUAUUCCUAGAAUAAAGAAAAAAAGGAGAAAAUCGUCUCAAGGUUAUAGAGCAGUUAAUGAACAGGAAACUACCCCUCAGCCCUGAAUGUCUAACUGUUGCCAUGGAAACAGGUCAUCAACAGAUGUGAAGGCAGCACACCGUUUUCACACCAUGAUCUAACUGUUGCCAUGGAAACAGGUCACCAGCAGAUGUGAAGGCAGCACACCGUUUUCACACCAUGAUCUAACAGGCCUGUAGUCUGGAGAGAUUAUGAUUUUAAGGGGAUUGUUCUUGACUCAAGUCAAGAGACUAAGUUAAAACGAUGCUUUUGAUUACAGUAUAUAUUUAGACUUUUAAAAAAGAGCAAUCAUAAUCUCCUCCAGACUACUGGCCUGUUAAACGGACCCUCCAAUUCAGGGUCUCCAUUUAAAACUUUUUCCUGAGGAUAGUAGGGGGACUCCUCAAUAGGAAGGGCUGAAUAGGAAAAUCACCUAUUGACUCCCUCUGCUUGAAAUGACACCUGCCUUCUAUCCUUUUUCAAUAAAAAAUGUCAGUGUUCAUAAAAAAAGACAACCCUAUGACCGAAAAAAAGCUUGGAUAACUUGAUACCAUUACAUUAGUAACAUUAGCUUAAAAGUACACCCACUUCCAUACUUAGAAAUUUUAUUUGCCAAAUACCAUUUCCUGUUGUGCAAGCAAUUUUUUUAAAAAUAGGUCUAUGAACAUCAUGUGACUCCUUGCGGUAUUUAAUAAAUGUUAUUUUACAUAUUGUAAAUAACAGAACAGUACAAAGAUCGAUUGUUUUUACUUUUAUCUUUAUUAUAUUUUUCUGUUCACAUAAUAAAAUUGUUGCUUAAUGAAA
Molecule: messenger RNA, 2884 nt
Organism: Nematostella vectensis (starlet sea anemone)
Lineage: Eukaryota; Metazoa; Cnidaria; Anthozoa; Actiniaria; Edwardsiidae
Product: MFS-type transporter SLC18B1
Exons: 15
Coding region: 275-1663 (462 amino acids)
Biological process (GO): transmembrane transport
Molecular function (GO): transmembrane transporter activity
Source: RefSeq, a predicted model, not a curated record